AUGGCAACUACAAAGUGGCUGGCUGAUGAGUUAUUAAAUGAAUUUAGGAAGAAACCAAAUUAUUCUGUAGCUGAAAUGGACUAUGAUUUGAUGAUAAAAUAUGUAAUGAAAGUCUCAAUAUGCUCAUGUUAUAAGGCAAAAAAGCUAGCUUUAGUGAAGCUUAGAGGAUCAAUAGAGGUUCAUUAUGCCAAAUUGAGAUCCUAUAUGCAUGAAUUGAAGAAAGUUGAUAGAAAAGGAUGUUUUGAUCUAGAAUACAAUAUGGAAGAGGAUAAUUCUAUUUUUCAAGGGUUAUACAUAUAUUUUUGUGGAUUAAGGAAGGGUUUUAUGCAGGGAUGUAGACCUAUCAUAUCUCCAGAUGGUGCAUUCUUGAAGAAUAUACUUGGGGAUGCAAUUUUAAGUAAAAUUGGUCGUGAUGAUAACAACCAAAUGUACCCUAUUGCUUGGGCAGCAAUGUUGGCUGAGAACGAAAGCACUUGGAGAUGGUUCCUAACUAGAUUCUUCAAUGACUUGUUCAUUGACACAGUAUACAGUAUAUAUGAAGCACAAUUUAUGGCUAAUCUGAAGGUAUUUAGAGAAGUUGAUCCUGAGGCAGAAGAUGGAUUUAUUUCCAAGGAUCCAAGAGUGUUCUGUAAAGCAUACAAAUCCACUCUACCUAAGUGUGACAAUAUUGACAACAACAUUGCUGAGACUUUUAAUGGAUGGAUAUGCAAAGCAAAGUUGCUACAUAUUAUUGACAUGUUGGAAGAGAUUAGAUGUGCUUUGAUAGAAAUGAUUAAAAUCAAGUCUGACAUAAUGAAAAAUAGUGUGGAUGUAUUGUGCCCAAGGAUUAGAAAGAAGAUUGAGAAAUUAAAGUGGGAAACCAAAUUCUGUAUACCAAAGCCAGCUUUGAAUGACAAAUUUCAGGUUAAAGUAUUUGAUGAACAGUUUGUGAUGUCUCUGCCAGACAGGAGUUGCACAUGCAAAGCUUGGCAACUAAUUGGAAUUUCUUGCAUUCAUGCAAUUUUCAGUAUUCAUUGGUUGAGGCAGAAUAUUGAUGACUAUGUCGAUGAAUGCUACAAAAAGGUCAUGUACUAUAAGAAAAAGUAA
This is a messenger RNA of Ricinus communis (castor bean), 1086 nucleotides long. RefSeq lists its product as uncharacterized. The transcript is spliced from 2 exons. The coding region runs from base 1 to 1086 and encodes 361 amino acids. Gene Ontology annotation, molecular function: zinc ion binding. Lineage: Eukaryota; Viridiplantae; Streptophyta; Magnoliopsida; Malpighiales; Euphorbiaceae. The record is from RefSeq and is a predicted model, not a curated record.